Hypoxylon trugodes is the source of this 1897-nucleotide messenger RNA. RefSeq names its product heterokaryon incompatibility protein-domain-containing protein. Lineage: Eukaryota; Fungi; Ascomycota; Sordariomycetes; Xylariales; Hypoxylaceae. The coding region runs from base 221 to 1738 and encodes 505 amino acids. The transcript is spliced from 2 exons. The record is from RefSeq and is a predicted model, not a curated record.
CUGCAUCUAUCUUUGUUUCCUCAUUCUUAUAUAAAUACAGGGGCUGAGACUUCCCGCUUUCUAGCCCUGGCAAAGCUCGAAUGGUGAUAGGUCAUCGAAACUUCAUGGGCCUGCAUCAUGAUAUGUUGCAUGCAGGGUCCUAAUAUUACCUAGGUAUAUAUAGGGCAAGACUAUACGGUAAUUACAUACAAAAUUCGCGCCAUCCAUAUACCUUCGCAAAAUGUAUCCAGGCCCUCAAUUAAUAGGCUCAACUUCGAUUCGGCUUCUCACAUUAUUUCCCGACGAAGACGAUGCGCCUUUACGGUGUCGACUUGAGGUCGCCAACUUAACAGAGAAUCCGGCUUUCGUCGCGCUAUCGUACGUUUGGGGCGUUACCGCGCAGCCUCCCCAGGUAGUCCUCUGUAAUGGCCACCCUUUCGAGGUAACGGAGAAUUGCUGGGAAGCUCUGGCUCAAUUUCGUCAGGACAUACGGAGAUCCAGAAAUACUAGCGCAGAGCCCAGCUCGAUCGCGCUUUGGAUCGACGCAAUAUGCAUCAACCAGAAAGAUGAAGUUGAGAAAACUGGCCAAAUUAUGAUGAUGGGCGAGAUCUAUAAGAAAGCAUCCUCAGUCUGUAUCUGGCUGGGAAAAGCCGAUAGCGAGACCGAUGAAGCCAUGGAUUACCUCGAGAAUUGUGGAUUCCAAGAUCUACUAGAUCCGAGCGAAAAUCACAGCUAUACAAUACCCCAAAAGGCUCACUCGCGUGCUAUGCUUCGCAUCCUCUUCCUACGCUUCAUUGAGAUUUUGUCAUUUGCUGUGUGGCCAAGGAAUGCCUAUAAGAAAAAUCGCGCCUCAAUGUGUCUACCAGAUCAACUAGUAUCAGACUAUGCUGUUCCGGUACUCCUGGGUCGGCAGUGGAUCACUCGAGUUUGGACCUUACAGGAGGCCGUCCUAAACCCGAAUCCAUAUAUACAAUGCGGGUCUAAACGAUUACCCUGGCGGUCAUUGAUUCACAGUGUCGCGUUUAUUUCACGUUUCGGUUGGUUCAACGAGGCGGCUCACCGGUGGAUUGCAUUAGUCAAGAUGUGGAAUGAGAUUCAUAUUGAUCCUAACGAUGCUAAAACCCUGGACGAGUCACGUAAACAAUUCUUCAGGCGCGCCAAACCCGAAUCGAGGACCUCUUGGAUGAUGCCUAUUUUCGUAACCUUCAUUCUGGAGUUCGUGGGUCUCUUCCUCACUCUAUUUGCAAAGAGUAGUAUUGUACUUUAUGUAUUCUCUGCAACUUGUGGUCUGUACCUUGCGCUUUUUCUCCUGGCAAUGGUCAACUGCAACCUGCUCAGGUGGGAAAGGGGGUAUAAUACUUCUUUACACCCGGGGACCAUACUAAAUCCCCUCCGAGCAAUAGUCCAGGAGAUCCGCCGACGGAGAUGUCUUGAGCCGAUCGAUCGAAUUCGUGGUGCGGUUGAGGUAUUAAACCAGCUAGGUAUCAAUAUUGGAGGGCCCGUAUCGACCGAUAAUUUUGCCGCGAUCAGUACAGAAUUGACCGUCAAAUGUCUUGAGGGAUGCAAAUCUCUCAAUCUCCUUCUUUGUUGCUCGAAUCAAGGACCGAAGGGGCAGCCUUCUUGGGUGCCCAAUUGGGAUCUGUCUGGAGAAGACUCAUGGCUAGACCCUAAGUAUCUGAGUUUCACCCCCAUGGAUCUACGGUCGGCACGAUAUUCUGUUACUGCCGAGUUGCACGACCCUCAUACGUGGGAGCACUGACUUCGGCGUUGGUUCGCUUCUAUCACCGGCACGGGCAAUACGGGAUACGAUGUAGGUGGUCACCUUCGGCCGUUAGGGCCAGGUCCGAAUGGCGGGGACUGGCCUACAUCGGGGAUGUGUACUCCAAUGUCUAGAUCGGUUUGGAGCCUUCGCGAUAAU